AUGGUUGUAACGAAGUGGUCACCUAAAGCUGAGGAGGAGGAACAAGAGGAAGAGGAUAUACCGAUGUGGAUUCAUAUCACAAAGGUCCCUCUACAUAUGUUCUCUUGGGAAGGUCUCAGUCUCAUUGCUAGUCCAGUGGGAUUUCCGGUUAAGCUUCAUCCGAAAACGCUAGCUUGCUCAAGUUUUGAGGUAGUAACGGUCUUUGUGAAAGUUGAUGUCUCGAGAACAUUACCGAAGGAAAUGAAUUUUGCGAAGAAUGGUAAGGAGUUUACUGUGGAAUUCUAUUACCCAUGGCUUCCUUCUAGAUGUACUUGCUGUAAUAAAUGGGGGCAUAAUGAGAAGGUGUGUGCUUUGAAGAAAAAAGGCAAAGAUAAGGAGUCUGUUUCUGGUUCAGCAAGUGGGCGCAAACAUGGUAUUACUGCUAGGGAGAAGAGUAAUGAGUCAAAGGGGGGUGACUUGAAAGAUUCUUCUGCUUCUAAAGAAAAGAUGGUAGAAUCAGCCAUUAAAGAAGGUGAAGGAAAAUCUGUGGGAGAAGCGGAAUGGUCUGAGGUCUCUCCAGGGAAGAUUGGUAGAUCGCAAAUGAAUACUCCUACUAGAGUGGAUGCAGAAAUACAUAUCUCAGCAUCUAAAUUCUCAACUUUAAGUGUGAGUGCAGAAGAGGAGGGUGAAAUAGUAGAGGAAGCUCAGGAUUAUGAUAUUGAGGAUGUAGAUGAUUUGGAUAUGGAAGAGAAUAUGGAGGAGAUGGUUGAGUUGAUUGAAGAUAGUAAGUUGGAGCGUAGUAAAAGCAAAGAGAAACCGGUUCAGCAAAGAGGAAGGAAGAAAAGUCAGAAGGCCAAAGCUCAGGAUGCAAAUCCAAAGAGUAAAAUGUCUUCUCGACGAAAAAACUAA
Raphanus sativus (radish) is the source of this 888-nucleotide messenger RNA. RefSeq lists its product as uncharacterized. Bases 1 to 888 code for a protein of 295 amino acids. The transcript has a single exon. The record is from RefSeq and is a predicted model, not a curated record. Lineage: Eukaryota; Viridiplantae; Streptophyta; Magnoliopsida; Brassicales; Brassicaceae.